Juglans regia (Persian walnut) is the source of this 1914-nucleotide messenger RNA. RefSeq names its product nuclear transport factor 2-like. Gene Ontology annotation, cellular component: ribonucleoprotein complex; cytosol. The coding region runs from base 181 to 1602 and encodes 473 amino acids. The record is from RefSeq and is a predicted model, not a curated record. The transcript has 10 exons. Gene Ontology annotation, molecular function: mRNA binding. NCBI's taxonomy places the organism in Eukaryota, Viridiplantae, Streptophyta, Magnoliopsida, Fagales, Juglandaceae.
CACGAACAACAAAACCCAGCAAAAGCACAAAAAGCACAACCCCUGGAGAGAAAAAUCCUCCCCAAUAUCUUUCACUCUCUCUCAAGAUCUUCAGGGGCGAGGGGGUAUUGGAUCUUCUUCUAGGGUUCCGAUUCGGAAGCUGCUUCUUUUUCUCAUUUAGGGUUUUUGGGGGUUUCGAAAAUGGCCUCGCCGUUUACCAUUCCGGUCACUGCUAAUCAGGUGGGGACCUAUUUUGUGGGGCAGUACUACCAGGUUUUGCAGCACCAACCCGACUUUGUAUACCAGUUCUAUUCCGAGUCCAGUACCAUGCUUCGUAUCGACGGCAACACACGCGAGACCGCCACUGCAAUGCUUCAAAUCCAUGCACUUGCUAUGUCACUUGGUUAUACUGGAAUUGAAAUCAAGAUGGCAAAUUCUCUGGAAUCUUGGAAUGGAGGUGUUCUUGUGAUGGUUUCGGGUUCAGUGCAAAUUAAGGAUUUCAGUGGAAAGAGGAACUUUGUGCAGACAUUUUUCCUUGCGCCUCAGGAAAAAGGCUAUUUUGUGCUUAAUGACAUUUUUCACUUUGUUGAUGAUGAACCAAUUCACCACCAUUCGGCAGUGUUAUUAGCCCAGAGUAAACUCGAUUCCAAAUUAAAUGCUCCUACCGCUAUUUCAGAUCCAGUGUCCAAUUAUUUGCUUGGUGGCGAAGUCCAGGCAAGAGAGUUUGUGGCUCCUACAGAAGUAAAAGAAAAUGGUAUAGUUGACGAUUAUAGUUUUGCAAAUCAACGAUUGCAGCAAGUCCCUGAUUCUGAAGACAUUCUGGAGUACAAUGCUGCGGAAGAGGCAAAUGGUUUACUUCACAAUACUCUGAAUGCUGUAGACCAACUGCCUUCUGCAGUCGAGGAACCUGUUGGAGAGCCCCAAAAGCACACUUAUGCUUCUAUUUUACGAGUAGCCAAGGGACAACCUGCACAAAUAGUUGCUUCACAGCCUUCUGCUAACAAAAGUGCACCUCUUACUUCAGAGUGGGAUCAUGCAUCACAGCCCACCACUCAGCAAUUGGUUGUGCCAACAAAUACAUUUGAAAGGUUUGUAGCAGAGGUGCCAGAGGAGGUACCCACGGUGGAAGAUGAAGACGAAAUCAAGUCUGUUUAUGUGAGAAACUUGCCACCUUCUGUUUCUGCUUCUGAAGUGGAGGAGGAAUUCAAGAAUUUUGGUAAACUCAGUGAUGAGGGUGUGGUCAUAAGAAGUCGCAAGGAUGUUGGUGUUUGCUAUGCCUUUGUUGAAUUUGAAGAUUUGACUGGUGUUCAGAAUGCUGUCAAGGCGGGUUCUGUUCAAAUUGCUGGACGACAAGUAUACAUUGAAGAGCGGAGACCGAACAGCAAUAUUCCAUCUCGGGGAACAAGGAGGGGCAGGGGCAGGGUUAGCUACCAAGCAGAGGCACCCAGGGGGCGUUUUGGAUCUCGGAAUUUUGGUAGGGGAAGUGGUUAUGACGGAGUUGACCGGGACUACAACAAACCAAGAGGAAAUGGUUUCUAUCGGCCAGGUCCCCGGCCAGAGAGGGGGUUGCCAGGACACCAAGUAUCAAGAAGUGGACAAAUUCCCCAAGAGCCAUUUAAUUAGAAUUUUCGAACAAGAAGAGUGAAGUUUCGAUAAACAUGCAGCUUCGCACAUUCACUGUUGUCGGUUGGAAAUUUAUGAUAUCGAUAUUUUCAGGAGUCGGCCAUGUUUAGAUGUUUUGCAGUAUGAAUCACAUAUCUCGUCCAAGGGUCCCUUGAUACUUAAUUUUUCUCUACCAGGAAAUUAUUAUAAUUUAACGGCAAUGUGUUUGCAGUUUUGAGCUCUUAAUCCGGUGAAUCUAGCAUUGUUUGUCUUACUGAUCCUGAAGCUUGUUGAAUUGAUUUAUUCAUUUAUUAAUUAUUUCUAUGGUCUUUA